AUGUACCCCCAGGGCCGGCACCCGGCUCCGCACCAGCCGGGCCAGCCGGGCUUCAAAUUCACUGUAGCCGAAUCCUGCGACCGCAUCAAGGACGAGUUCCAGUUCCUACAAGCCCAGUACCACAGUUUGAAAGUGGAGUAUGAUAAACUGGCCAACGAGAAGACGGAGAUGCAGCGCCAUUAUGUUAUGUACUACGAGAUGUCCUAUGGGUUGAAUAUUGAAAUGCACAAACAGACAGAAAUUGCUAAAAGACUGAAUACCAUUUUAGCCCAGAUCAUGCCUUUUCUGUCACAAGAGCACCAACAGCAAGUGGCACAGGCUGUUGAGCGUGCCAAGCAAGUGACAAUGACGGAGUUGAAUGCUAUCAUCGGGGUACGUGGACUUCCCAAUCUGCCUCUCACCCAGCAGCAGCUCCAGGCCCAGCACCUCUCCCAUGCUGCUCAUGGGCCCCCAGUCCAGCUGCCACCACAUCCCUCUGGUCUCCAGCCACCAGGCAUCCCACCAGUCACUGGCAGCAGCUCAGGGCUGCUGGCUCUUGGAGCCCUGGGGAGCCAGGCACACCUUGCUGUCAAGGAUGAGAAGAACCAUCAUGACCUGGACCACAGAGAGCGAGAUUCCAGUGCAAACAACUCGGUUUCACCCUCGGAGAGCCUGAGGGCCAGCGAGAAGCACCGGAGCUCCACGGACUACAGCAUUGACUCCAAGAAGAGGAAAGCAGAGGAGAAGGACAGCAUGAGCCGAUAUGACAGUGAUGGUGACAAGAGCGACGACCUGGUGGUCGAUGUCUCCAACGAGGACCCUGCCACCCCCCGGGUCAGCCCAGCCCACUCCCCACCAGAGAAUGGCAUAGACAAAGCCCGUGGGCUGAAGAAGGGGGACGCACCCAACAGCCCAGCCUCGGUGGCCUCCUCCAGCAGCACUCCCUCAUCCAAGACUAAGGACCUGGGACACAACGACAAGUCCUCAACCCCCGGGCUCAAGUCCAACACUCCGACGCCGAGGAACGAUGCUCCCACCCCUGGGACCAGCAGCACCCCGGGGCUGCGGCCGAUGCCCGGCAAGCCAACGGGCAUGGACCCUCUGGCCUCAGCCCUACGGACACCCAUCUCCCUCACUGGUUCCUACGCAGCUCCCUUCGCCAUGAUGGGCCACCAUGAGAUGAAUGGGUCCCUCACCAGCCCUGGUGCCUACGCUGGGCUCCACAACAUCCCCCCACAGAUGAGCGCCGCUGCCGCCGCCGCUGCCGCCUAUGGCCGGUCGCCAAUGGUUGGUUUCGACCCACAUCCACCCAUGAGAGCCCCUGGCUUGCCCUCCAGCCUGGCCUCCAUCCCUGGAGGCAAACCGGCCUACUCCUUCCACGUGAGCGCGGACGGGCAGAUGCAGCCGGUGCCCUUCCCCCACGACGCCCUGGCCGGCCCCGGCAUCCCGCGGCACGCCCGGCAGAUCAACACGCUGAGCCACGGGGAGGUGGUGUGUGCUGUCACCAUCAGCAACCCCACCAGGCACGUCUACACCGGGGGCAAGGGCUGCGUGAAGAUCUGGGACAUCAGCCAGCCGGGCAGCAAGAGCCCCAUCUCCCAGCUGGACUGUCUGAACAGGGACAACUACAUCCGCUCCUGCAAGCUCCUCCCUGAUGGGCGCACGCUGAUCGUGGGAGGAGAAGCCAGCACCCUCACCAUCUGGGACCUGGCUUCCCCCACCCCUCGCAUCAAAGCCGAGCUGACCUCCUCUGCCCCUGCUUGCUACGCCCUGGCCAUCAGCCCCGACGCCAAAGUCUGCUUCUCCUGCUGCAGCGACGGCAACAUCGCCGUCUGGGACCUGCACAACCAGACCCUCGUCAGGCAAUUCCAAGGCCACACAGACGGUGCCAGCUGCAUAGACAUCUCCCACGACGGUACGAAGUUGUGGACGGGGGGUCUGGACAACACGGUGCGUUCCUGGGACCUGCGGGAAGGCAGACAGCUCCAGCAGCAUGAUUUCACCUCCCAGAUCUUCUCCUUGGGCUACUGCCCGACGGGCGAGUGGCUGGCGGUGGGCAUGGAGAGCAGCAACGUGGAAGUUCUGCACCACACCAAACCUGACAAGUACCAACUGCACCUCCAUGAGAGCUGUGUCCUCUCCCUCAAGUUUGCCUACUGCGGAAAAUGGUUUGUGAGUACUGGAAAAGACAACCUGCUCAAUGCCUGGAGGACGCCCUACGGAGCCAGCAUCUUCCAGUCCAAGGAAUCGUCGUCCGUCUUGAGCUGCGACAUUUCCGCGGACGACAAAUACAUCGUCACGGGCUCUGGCGACAAGAAGGCCACAGUCUACGAGGUCAUCUACUAA
Indicator indicator is the source of this 2325-nucleotide messenger RNA. It is a transcript of the gene TLE3, whose product is annotated as TLE family member 3, transcriptional corepressor. Gene Ontology annotation, cellular component: nucleus; transcription regulator complex. The transcript is spliced from 20 exons. Bases 1 to 2325 code for a protein of 774 amino acids. Gene Ontology annotation, biological process: negative regulation of canonical Wnt signaling pathway; regulation of DNA-templated transcription. The record is from RefSeq and is a predicted model, not a curated record. Gene Ontology annotation, molecular function: transcription corepressor activity; protein binding. Lineage: Eukaryota; Metazoa; Chordata; Aves; Piciformes; Indicatoridae.